AUGCGUCCAACGUACACGCUGCCGGCGUUGCUGUUGCUGCUCUCGAUGGGGGCACACUUAAAUGAAGCGGCGGCUGUCGUCGGCGACACAGCUGCUGACAAGGAAGUGGCUCCAGUUGGUGUUGUAAAAACGGAUUUGCUGUCAUUGGAGCAGGAAAUUGUCGGCAAUCCGGUGUCAUAUCAAGGAGUUCGUCAUGCGCGUUCUUUCUUGUUUGGCUCUAGCCCCAUCUAUGGAGGUGGCUACGGUGGCUACGGCGGCUUCGGCGGCUACGGCGGCUACGGUGGCUACGGCGGCUAUGGCGGCUAUGGUUAUCCCUACAUUUCACCAUACGGCUACGGUGGAUACGGCGGCUAUGGUGGCCUCGGCGGCUAUGGUGGCUACGGUGGCUACGGUGGUGGCUACUAUCCAAGACCCUUUGGUUUUAAGAAAAUUAUUUUCGGCUAA
Molecule: messenger RNA, 444 nt
Organism: Drosophila grimshawi
Lineage: Eukaryota; Metazoa; Arthropoda; Insecta; Diptera; Drosophilidae
Product: shematrin-like protein 3
Exons: 1
Coding region: 1-444 (147 amino acids)
Source: RefSeq, a predicted model, not a curated record